This is a messenger RNA of Encephalitozoon romaleae SJ-2008, 1929 nucleotides long. RefSeq names its product glutamyl tRNA synthetase. NCBI's taxonomy places the organism in Eukaryota, Fungi, Microsporidia, Unikaryonidae. Bases 1 to 1929 code for a protein of 642 amino acids. Gene Ontology annotation, cellular component: cytosol; cytoplasm; methionyl glutamyl tRNA synthetase complex. Gene Ontology annotation, molecular function: ATP binding; glutamate-tRNA ligase activity. Gene Ontology annotation, biological process: glutamyl-tRNA aminoacylation; translation. The record is from RefSeq and is a predicted model, not a curated record. The transcript has a single exon.
AUGAAUGGAAAGGCUGAGCUCAAGGAAGAGCUUAUCAAUUACAUUUUGAUGAAAAAGUAUGGAAAGAAACCUGAGGAUCCUCCAGUGUAUUCCAACGCAUUGGGAAGAAUGCCUAAGGAUGUUUUUCCUGCAGGGAUUGUAGAUAUCCUUGAUUCCUAUUCCAUAAGCCCUAGCCGUGAAGAAGGAGUGGGUUUUCUGGUAUCACUAAACUCUCUUGUAAACAGGAUUGAUUCUGGUGAACUGAAAGACAUUAUAUUUGGAAUGAUCAACAUAAAUCAGGUUCUUAACAGGCUUAUGAAGGACAAGAAAGAAAUGGAAAAGUUCCCUGAGGUUUGCAGGAUGUAUUCGGAGCAGUUCAAAGCAAACAAGUGCCUACUCAAAGAUUUCAACACUAGUUUUAAUAAGGAACAAGGAAAUCUUGAAAUAGAUGAGCCUUCUGGGAACGUUGUGACUAGAUUUCCUCCAGAACCUAACGGGCGCCUUCAUAUUGGGCAUGCAAGGGCGGCAUUACUGAAUUGGUAUUUUGCAAGCAAGGGGAAGGGUAAGCUUCUCGUUAGGUUUGAUGAUACGAACCCAGAAAAGGAAGAAGAGAGGUUUGAAAAAGGGAUACUGGAGGACCUCAAACUUUUGGGGAUAGAAGAGUACACACUCUCUCAUACCAGUGACUACUUUGAGAAAAUAAUAGAUUUGGCCUUUUUCUUGAUUGAUGAAGGAAAAGCCUAUACGGACAAUACACCGCAAGAGGUGAUGAGGGAUGAGAGAGGAAAGGGUAUUGAGUCUAGAUGUAGAAAUACAAGUGCAGAGGAAAGUAGAAGAACAUUUGAGGAAAUGAUCAAUGGAAAGGCUUCAGGAUAUUGUCUAAGGGCAAAGAUUGAUAUGUCCAACUGUAACAAGGCCAUGAGGGACCCUGUUAUUUUUAGAACGAACGGGUCUCCUCACCAUAGAACAGGGGACAAAUACAAGGUCUAUCCUACAUAUGACUUUGCAUGCCCUGUUGUUGACAGCCUUGAAGGGGUUACACUAUCUCUCAGGACAAAUGAGUACAGAGAUAGGAAUCAGCAGUACUAUUGGUUUAUUGACAACCUCCAGCUUAGUAACAGACCUAAAAUCCAUGAUUUCUCGAGACUCAACUUUGAGAAUACCGUUCUUAGCAAACGAAAGCUCAAGUACUAUGUUGACAAUGGAUUUGUAUCUGGGUGGGAUGAUCCAAGAUUGGCAACUGUUGCAGGAAUAAAAAGGCUUGGAAUGAGUAUGGAAGUUCUUCGGGAAUACAUACUAAUGCAAGGAGUCUCUCAGAAGACUUGCACUAUAUCCUGGGACAAAGUUUGGGCAAUGAACAAGAAAAAGAUAGAUCCUGUUGCUGCAAGGUAUUUUUGUGUCCAGCAAAGGAACGUUGUGGAAGUAUCUAUCGAAAACAUGUCUGAAUAUAUGAUGGAGGUCCCCAAGCAUAAGAAGAAUGGGAAUCUUGGAGUAAAGGAAGUUUUGUAUUCGAACCUGAUGCUACUUUCUCAAGAGGAUGGUAAGGUGCUUCAGGACGAUGAGGAAUUCACACUGAUGAACUGGGGGAAUGCAAUUGUAAAGAAAAAAACCGUUGUAGAUGGAAUAGUGACGAAGAUGUCCAUUGUACUAAACCUUGAGGGAGACUUUAAACAGACAAAAAAUAAGAUAUCCUGGGUUUCUAAAAGAGGCUCUGUAAUUGUCGAGCUUACCGAGUAUGGCAACCUGAUGAAUGAUGAAGAUACUGACGACUUAGACAUGAAAUUCAACAAGGAUUCCAUUAAAAAGGAAUAUUGUUAUGCAGAGUCUGCUGUCGUAAACAUUAAGGAGGGUGAUGUGAUACAAUUUGAACGGAAUGGCUUUUAUUACUGCGACAGAUUUUUAGUAUUUAAUCUACUACCCUUUACUAAGCAAAAGAGAACAGCCAAUUAA